Molecule: messenger RNA, 2630 nt
Organism: Rhizophagus irregularis DAOM 181602=DAOM 197198
Lineage: Eukaryota; Fungi; Glomeromycota; Glomeromycetes; Glomerales; Glomeraceae
Biological process (GO): siRNA processing
Cellular component (GO): nuclear RNA-directed RNA polymerase complex
Molecular function (GO): RNA binding; RNA-directed RNA polymerase activity
Source: RefSeq, a predicted model, not a curated record
UAAUAUAUGUUAUAAACUAGAAAGUUUAAUUUCAUAUGGAAUAUUAAGACCAUACGAAAUCGAAGAAUUUAAAUUAGGAGAACGUUUAAGUGAACUUAUUCACAAUGAAAACCAAGAAGAUGUGGCUUUGCAUGCUUUGAACCAAAUCUGUACCAAAUAUUGGGAUCCCUUUGACGAAAGACAUAAAGAUCGGCCGAUAACAAUUUUUGAAAAUGUAAUAAAGAAUUUUAAGAGUUGGCAUCCGCCGAUUUCUUUGAUAAAUAAUUCACGUUGCGCAUGGAUAAAUCAUGCCACAAUAACUCCAACAAAUAUUUACUAUGAUGGACCUCAUUACGAAUCAUCGAAUCGUAUAUUACGUUUAUACAAGGAUAAGAUCGAUUAUUUUUUGCGAGUCACUUUCAGAGAAGAAAAUUUUGAAAGGCUAUUUGUUAACAAGGACGAAGAUGUCGAUAUAAUCGAACAGCGAAUUAUGGCUAUUAAAAAUAAAGGAUUUAAAUUGGCUGGGAGACAUUAUGAAUUUUUAGCCUUCUCUUCAUCUCAGUUAAAAGAGACAUCUUGCUGGUUCGUUGCUUCAAAUGGUGAUUUUAAUGCCAAUUUUAUUCGAGCUAAUAUGGGGGAAUUUGAAAAAAUUGAGAAUCCCGCAUUAUAUGCAGCCCGUAUGGGUCAGUGCUUCACAAGCACGAUGGGGGUACUGGAACUUAAUCGCGAACAAAUUAAACCACUUGAUGAAAUUGUAAAGAAUGAUUUUAAAUUUAGUGACGGAUGUGGGAAAAUAUCCCCUGGCUUAGCAGAACUUGCGGCGAAAGAAUACUGGGGAACCAAAAACACAAAAGAUAAAGAAAUCCCUACGGUUUUCCAAAUACGAUUAGGUGGAUGUAAGGGAGUUGUAGCUGUUGACCCGAAUCUCAAAGAAGAGGGUAACGUUUUAUACAUACGCCCUAGUCAAAAAAAAUUUGAAGCGCCUUCUUUAAAUUUAGAAAUCGUAAGAACGGUAAAAAGCCCAUUGCCCGGGCACUUGAAUCGUCAAAUAGUAUUAUUGUUAUCAACACUUGGUGUUAAAGAUGAAGUGUUUAUUACCCUUCAAGAAGAAAUGCUUGCGGAUAUUAAUUUGAUGAUGACAAACGAGGAUAAGGCCUGUCAAAUUGUCAAGCGUAGUACAGGAACACGAGAAUGUUCUCAUAUUACACGUUCAAUUAUUAGUAUGAUCAAUGCGGGAUUGAUGAGGAAGAAUGAUUUAUUUUUGAAUGCUUUUUUGGAAUGCAAGCGUAUUUUUACACUGAAGUUGCUACGAAGCAAAGCGCGAAUUUUGGUACCUGAUUCAUUUCUUUUGAUCGGCGUUAUUGACGAAACCGGUAUAUUAGAAGAGAAUGAAAUCUAUGUUCAAACAUCCACCAUAGUUUCCGAGUAUCAAACUUUCGAUACAGCUCAUGAAAAAAUUCAGAGGGAGCAAAAAAUCUGGAAAGGCCCAGCUGUUAUCACAAGGAACCCAUGUUUGCAUCCCGGCGAUCUCAGAAAAGUUGUCGCAGUAGAGGUUCCUGAAUUGUCACACUUAAAAAAUUGUGUCGUUUUUAGCCAAAAAGGAUAUAAACCACUACCAAACCUUCUAUCUGGAGGCGAUUUAGAUGGAGAUGAAUUUUUCGUUUCUUUUGAUAAAAGAAUUUUAAUAACCGAGAACAUGGAACCUAUGAAUUAUGAUCCUCCGGAAAAAAAAAUUUUGGGUAGACCGGUCGAAAUCACUGAUAUAUGCGAAUUUUUUAAAGAUUUUAUGCUUAAUAAUAGACUUGGUCAAAUUAGCAAUCUUCAUGUGGCCUUUGCAGAUAGUGAAGAAGAAGGUGUUAACUUUAUUGGGUGUAAAAUUUUAGCGGCUUUGCACUCUAAAGCAGUCGAUUUUAGUAAAACUGGGAUUCCAGUAACUGAAACUUUACCUAAUAUUGAAGAAUAUCCAGACUUUAUGGAAAAAGAUCAUAAGAAAUCUUAUAAAUCCGAAAAAAUACUCGGCAAAUUGUACCGAAACAUUCAUCUUGACAAAUCCGAGAAUGUUUCUUUGUUAAACUAUGAUGUAGAGAAUAUAAUUUUAAAUGAAGAGUUUUUAUUUGACGGAUAUGAACAAUAUGUGGAAGAAGCUAUGAUUUACCGUGAAUAUUACAACAAUGAAAUUAGACAUUUAAUGAAAAAAUACAAAGUGAAAACUGAAGCUGAAAUUAUAGCAGCACAAUUAUUAGGAAGACAGGUAGAGGGUAGGAAGAGCCAAGAUAUAAGAGAAUCGAUUAGUGGAACCGUAUCAUUUAUUAUUUACUAUUGUCGUAAACAAUUCUUAAUGGGACUAGGAGGGCAAGAUACAAAUGAUGACGGUGAUAUGGAUGAUGUUACACCGUUUAGUUUACAUGUGACCAUACCAAUAAAUGAUGAAACAAAAGCAAAAGCUUCAGCCUGGUAUUAUGUCACGUAUAACCAAGAAGAAUAUCCAGAUCAAGGUGAAAACAUUUUAUUAAGUUUUCCAUGGGUAGUGGCGGAUAUAUUAUUAGCAAUUAUUCAUUAAUUCUAUUAAUUUUGCUGAUAACUUUAAUGUAUACUUGUAUAUUUAGUUAAUGUAAUUUAUAGAAUCAUCUAUUUAAUUAUUUAUUCUUCUG